AGUUUAUAUCUGGUACAAUGUAUACGACAAACUAAGAGUCCGGUUUGAGGUGGCCGCCACAGUAUAUCAAAGGUAUUUUUGUAUUGAAACGUGAAAUUGGACUUUUAUUAAUAUUCUAAUCACACUGAUAGCUUUGCAAGGAAUAUAUUGUACGAUUCGGGAACAUAACGUUCCCUCUUUACCUGAUGACAUCAACGCUCAAUUUCUCAGUAUGGUUUGCCAGCAAUGCCAGCUUUCCUAGCCACAGAGUCUAAAGUAUACAUUACGCUGCCAGCUUACUUUGUCACUUUCGCCCCAAACAAAGACGCAAAUACAGCUGCAUCAUCACUGCACCCGACUGUAAACCAGUGCCGACGCCUAUCGCCCACAAUCAUCUCAUCAAUCAUCGUGCCACAUUUCCAUGAGCACAUUUGUCCGGCACAAACUCCCCUUGGUGCCAGUGAUGAACGGCUAAAAACCUUCCGCCGGUGGGAUAUCGCUCGCCAGACGAAUGACAUUUUGCUGCUGAAGAUCCGCCCCGUUCCAGCGGCCAGCAGCAAUUGAGAAAUUUUCUAAUCCUACACACAGAAAAGUAAAUGUUUGUAUAUGCGUGUGCGAGUGUGUGUGUGUGCUUGUGUGGUCGGUUUCGUUCCGAAGUGCAUCACUUUCAGAUUACCGUGUUUCUGCUCUCAAGCGCUCGGCGCCAUCCAACGGCCACAUCGUUCCCGGCCACAUCAUGUCACCGUCCAGUUGAUUGAGCCGGGGGUUGAAAAUUUAAUGCGCCUGCUAACGAUUGGACCCACAUUGAGAGUGUCCGUGUGUGUGUGUGUGUGUGUGCAAGUGUGUGUCUGUGUACGACUCCAUACGGUAGUGAUGCUAUUGAUUUAUAUGUUUAUGCACUUCACGUUCGCUAGCGUACUUUGGGCGUUCGGACCGAGUCCGAGCCCGUCAUCCCAAUCAUCCCCUUCACGAGCACGAUCAGUCGAACAAUCACGACCGCUCGCAACGAAACGUCGCUGCUGCUGCUGCUGCGGCAAGCAAAACAAACAGAUUGUGUCUUUAUCAGCAACCGAAAACCGGGCGCCCCAGCGAACAGGGAAGCGAUACAGGGAAAAGAAAGUCUGGGACGUGCGAUGCAAUCGCACGCUUCCUCUACCGGUCGUCAGUCAAUCGCAUGGAGUGGAUUGAAAUGGCGGCGAUGUUUGAUUGGGAGGCGGGCGGCAGCAGCACGAGCGGUGGGUGCCGGCUUUGAAGCCGAUGAAGGGGUUUCGCUAUUCGGACCCGUUUGGUAGUGAAUCGGGGCAUCCCGUCAGAGCAUCCCGCUCGCGCAAAGAUUAGAGUUAAUCAUUUACGAAGCAAAGAAGAAAGAACCGGAGCUCGCGAGCGUGUUGUUAUUAUUCCCGCGGCCGCUCGAUGUGUGUCUGCGAAACGGGCCCGGUCUGAUAAGCCGACACUGUGGACACGGGUGCACUGGCCGAGCGCUCGAAGCAGGCCAGUCUCUUCCAGCCCGUUCGCGUGUGUAGAUGCAAUCAAAGUGUCGUCCGCCAGCGGUACGAUGGUGACGGUCGCGUUGGAAAGUAGUGUUGUUGCCGCUGCCGGUUUGGCGGCACUGUUGCUAACGCUGGCGGCGGUGAUCGGUACGAGCGGGAACCCGCUCGAAUGCCCCCGGCCGGCCGCGUCUGGCAGCGCCCCAUCCGGUUGGCAACCGCGAACGCCCGAGCAAACGCUGUACGCGUACGUGCGCUGCCUGAACGACUCGUCCGCCAGCAUCGAGAUGAAGAUCCGCUGGGUCAUGUGGCAGCCGGACCAAUCGCCCGAGAGCCAGUGCUACGUGAAGUGUGUCAGCGAGGAUCUGCGGCUGUACGAUCCGGCCCGGCGGCAGUUUGUGCCGGAGCGGUUCGAGCAGCAGGCCCGCGCGUUCCACGAGGAUCCCGAGGCGGACGACAUCCGGACGCUGUACACGGACGCGCACCGGCUGCUGGCGGGCGAGCUGCCCGACAGCGACUGCUCGACCGUGUUCGCCAAGUACGCACCGUUCUACGCGGUGCACCAGGAGCACAUACUGGACAUCUUCCAUGGGGAUCUGCGCAAAAUCUUGGUCACGUACCAGCGGCUCGGGCCGCGCGUCAAACAGAUCGGCCAAAGCUUCGUCGACUACUGCGAGAAGCGGUACGGGUUUGCGUGGGCCGAGGAGGAGCAACGGCCCUGCCCGAAUCAGACCGCGGUGCAGUGUAUCCUUCGCGGGUUCCGCUGGAUCACCGAGGAGGGCAGUGUGAAUGUCGCUGAGAUUGUACGCGAUUUCGAUGGGUUCGGUGUGGAGGCGAGCGAACUGAAGCAAUGCCAGGGGGCGGACGAUCUGUACUGGUGUUUGCGCUCCCUCAAUUCCGACAAGCUGGCGGCAGUUAUACGGCAGCGCGAUGCCCAAACGGCGUUCUACUUUGAUCAGUCGUCGACCGACGAACCGUGGAAGUCGGCCGUCGAUUUUGGCAAUGCACGCCUUAAUCGUGCUUAAAUUCGUACGUCAAGCCAAUCACGAGGAGAACAUGUUGAAAGUUAUUUGUAACGGUUGAGAGAGUGUCGUUGUAACAUUAACAUUAAUAGAAACAAUAAAACAAAACUAAGAGAUAACUGUGAAAUAAA
Molecule: messenger RNA, 2619 nt
Organism: Anopheles gambiae (African malaria mosquito)
Lineage: Eukaryota; Metazoa; Arthropoda; Insecta; Diptera; Culicidae
Product: 37 kDa salivary gland allergen Aed a 2
Exons: 2
Coding region: 1535-2491 (318 amino acids)
Biological process (GO): sensory perception of smell
Molecular function (GO): odorant binding
Source: RefSeq, a predicted model, not a curated record